AUGGUCACCCGUUAUGGGUGGCAAAUGCAGGGCGUUAGAGGCGGCGUUGACUGUCUCAAUAAUCCGGUUGGCCUCUCGCUUGAUGUCGUCGACGGAGUUCUUGGAACAUCUAUAGAGAAUGUAUUAUUGACUGUACUAGAAGAGGAAGAAGAUAUUGUGGAAGUUAUCGUAGGAGUUGAUGUGGAAGUUAUCGUAGAAGUUGGAGUAGAGGUUAGGGUAGAAGUUGGCGUAGAGGUUGGUGUGGAAGUUGGGGUAGAAGUUGGCGUAGAAGUUGGUGUUGAAGUUGACGUAGAGGUUUGUGUGGAAGUUGGUGUGGAAGUUGGGGUAGAAGUGGACGUAGAAGUUGGUGUGGAAGAUGGAGUAGAAGGUGGUGUAGAAGUUGGUGUGGAAGUUGGGGUAGAUGUUGGCGUAGAAGUUGGUGUGGAAGAUGGAGUAGAAGGUGGCGUAGAAGUUGUUGGUGUGGAAGAUGGAGUAGAAGGUGGUGUAGAAGUUGGUGUGGAAGUUGGGGUAGAUGUUGGCGUAGAAGUUGGUGUGGAAGAUGGAGUAGAAGGUGGCGUAGAAGUUGGUGUGGAAGUUGGGGUAGAUGUUGGCGUAGAAGUUGGUGUGGAAGAUGGAGUAGAAGGUGGCGUAGAAGUUGGUGUGGAAGUUGGUGUUGAAGUAGGUGUGGAAGCUGGUGUAGAAGUUGGUGUAGAGGUUAAUGUAGGCGUUACUGGAGUGGCUGUAGGAGUUGAUGUGGGAGUGACUGUAGCAUUAACUGUGGAAUUUCCAGUAGGAGUGGCUAUAGAAGUUACUGAAGGAGUUAUUGUAGAAGGGGUUGUAGGAAGUAUUGUAGGAGGGGUUGUAGGAGUUGCUGUAAGAUUUACUGUAGGAGUUAUUGUAGAAGGGGUUGUAGGAUUUGUUGUAAGAUUUACUGUAGGAGUUGUUGAAGGAGUUACUGGAGGAGGCGUAGGAGUUACUAUAGGAGGCGUAGGAGUUACUAUAGGAGGCGUAGGAGUUACUAUAGGAGGCGUAGGAGUGGGUGUAGGACCUGUUGGAAUAAAUGUAAAUUAG
This is a messenger RNA of Macrobrachium nipponense, 1050 nucleotides long. Its product is annotated as isoniazid-induced protein IniB-like. Bases 1 to 1050 code for a protein of 349 amino acids. The transcript is spliced from 4 exons. The record is from RefSeq and is a predicted model, not a curated record. NCBI's taxonomy places the organism in Eukaryota, Metazoa, Arthropoda, Malacostraca, Decapoda, Palaemonidae.